Molecule: messenger RNA, 951 nt
Organism: Trichophyton verrucosum HKI 0517
Lineage: Eukaryota; Fungi; Ascomycota; Eurotiomycetes; Onygenales; Arthrodermataceae
Exons: 4
Coding region: 1-951 (316 amino acids)
Molecular function (GO): methyltransferase activity
Source: RefSeq, a predicted model, not a curated record
AUGUUCCCCAAUGACGAGCAGGAGAACGAACGACUGGACAUCCACCAUGCCCUCAUCGACACCCUCUUGCAUGGCCGGCUCCAUAUAGCCCCUAUCAGCAAGGAUCCCCAGCGGGUGCUCGAUUUAUGCACCGGAACCGGCAUAGUACGUGCUUCCACCUACAUGUCUUACAAUCAGUUAUUUGCUUUUACUAACCCGUCAUCACAGUGGGCUAUCUCAUUCGGUAAUAUCACACCCCUCCCCCCCCUGAGUAAUGGCUCUGGCUAUGGGCUAACAGGACUCUCUAUCAAGCCGAUGAAUACCCAUCAGCUGAGGGAACGAUCUAAGCCCUACUCAACCUUCUCUGUAUGCAUAUCUAUACCCACUCCUUCGUCAAUAUCUCGCUUACAUGCAGACAGCGUGCCCCCGAAUCUGAAAUUCAUCGUUGACGACGUCGAGGAUGAAUGGGGCUACGAAGGCAGUCCCUUCGACUACAUCCACGGCCGCUUCCUGAUUGCAUCCAUCAGAGACUGGCCCAGGCUAAUAAAGCAGGCCUUUACCCCCCGUCUAACUAAACAAACAUCAAGUUGUACGAAACCCGGAGGAUGGGUCGAGUUCCAGGACUGGGACGGCACUAUCCGCAGCGAUGACGAUACCUUAAAGGGAACCCACCUAUUCCAGCUGCAGGAAACAGUUAAAGAGGCGUUUAUCGAGAUGGGCAUCAACGCGAACCCAGGUGCUGAAUGCGGUAGCUGGCUCAAGGACGCCGGGUUCAUUAACAUCACCACCCAGGAUAAACACUUGAAGACUGUAGGUGCGUAUAACUUGCUUCAACACACCAAGGGACUAGGGGGUAUUGCCAAUCUGCCUUUGAUCAAAAAGGGCUGGCAACCAGAGGAGAUCGAGGUCCUUUUGUCAAAAACGCGGGAAGAUCUAAGGAACCGUUCCAUUCAUGCGUAUUUCAAUUUGUAG